Papaver somniferum (opium poppy) is the source of this 756-nucleotide messenger RNA. RefSeq names its product F-box protein At3g07870-like. Lineage: Eukaryota; Viridiplantae; Streptophyta; Magnoliopsida; Ranunculales; Papaveraceae. Bases 1 to 756 code for a protein of 251 amino acids. The transcript has a single exon. The record is from RefSeq and is a predicted model, not a curated record.
AUGACACCCCCAAUGAUAUCUGUGAUCCAAUAUACAUCUGCAAUCCCAUCUCUGGUUGGUUCAUGUAACGGUUUAGUGUGCGUCAAUGACACCCGCAAUCAUAUCUGUGAUCCAAUAUACAUCUGCAAUCCCAUCUCUGGAGAAUAUGUUAAUCUUCCCCGACUACACGAAAAGCCAUAUGAUCCCUUUGAUCAUACGGUAAGUGGGUUUGCCUACCACCAAUCCACCCAUGAGUAUAAGGUUGUUAGAAUCUUCUAUUACAGAGCACUAGGAGUACAAGUCGACGUCCAAGUAUACACUCUUGGUGACAAACAAGGAUGGAGAAACAAACAAGUGUCCACACGGUACCAUUUAGUGAACUCUUCUGGUAUAUUUGUCUAUGGAGCACUUCACUGGAAAGAUUACUCAAAGAAACAAGUAGUGGCGUUCGAUUUGGGGACUGAGGAAUUCCAAACUCUCCCAUCACCCCCUUGUGUCUCCAUUGGUUGGGGUAUCCAAGUGCUAAGAGGGUAUUUGUGUGCUGUUGAUAUCCAACCUGAUAAUAAUUGCGUGGACAUAUGGGGAUUCAAGAACUCUGGCACGGAGCCUAACCAUCCUCGGAGCUGGAGUAAGGAAUUCAAUAUAGAGGUCAAUGAUUCGGAGGGCGAUAUGAGAUACCGUUGGGCUUGGCCCUUGCACUUGCUAAAAACAAUGAGAUUUUAUUGUGGUACCAUGGAGAAACUUUGUUUAUUUACAACCCAGAAACUAAAAUUUUAA